AUGCUUUUGCGCUGGCUGCAGCUGUCACCGUGCCUCGUACUCUUCUGGCUGUGCUCCGCCAGCAACGCCCUGUGCCCGUCCAUCUGCAGCUGCAAAGUGACCGAGAGAGGCCGCCGCAAAGUCUUGUGCAACGAGGGCGGAAUGCGCGACCCCAUCCCCACCUCCGAGAUGGACGCCUCCACCCAAGUCCUGGACAUCUCGGCCCCCGACGACGGGCUCCGGAACGCGCUCACCAUAUCGCCCAUCUUCCAGCAUCUCAAGAGGCUCGAGGAGCUCCGCAUCAGGAAAUCCAACGUACGCCAGAUAGGGAUGCACCCGUUCUGGGGUGUGCCCUCCCUCAAGUUACUAGAUCUGACACUGAAUAAUAUCGGUGCUGUGCUCGAUCACAACUUCCGCGGUUUGGUGAAUUUGGUGGAGUUGAAUUUGGACGAUAACAGAAUAAAAAGUUUGCAAAACGGUGUUUUUAAGUAUUUAACUGAGUUAAGGAUAUUGACUUUGCAGAGGAAUUUGAUCGAUGAAUUAGUGCCUCGGCUGUUUUUAAAACUCGGAAAACUACACGUGCUCAAACUUAGUGGGAAUACUUUCGACGAACUUAACCCUGAAGUGUUCAAGGACAUUCCGGAACUCCGCGUCCUGGAAUGCCGCGCCUGCGGCCUCCGCUACAUCAACACCCAAAUCUACCACUUGCUGCCUUAUCUCGCCCACGUCGACCUCGGCGACAACCGGAUACAGUUCAUCUCGUCCGACGAGUUCCACGACCUGCACCACCUCCACAGCCUGCGCCUCGACGGCAACAUGCUGCCUGUCGUCCUCGAGAAGACCUUCAUCCACCAGCACGAGCUCAAGUACCUCUGCCUGGCCCGCAACCGCCUCGCCAAGAUCACCAACACCGCGUUCCUCAACCUCUCCAGCCUCGUGGACCUCGACAUCGGCUACAACAAGCUCGACAAGAUCGAGAUGGUGGCCUUCCAGCACGUCGCCGACACCCUCCAAAGGCUCGUGAUCAGCGGCAACCGCUUCGGCGCGCUCGUGAUAAAGGACAUCCUCAACACUGUGCACAACGUGCGGGACCUGGAGCUGGCGAGCAUGAAGUUGAUGCAUUUGGCGAAGGGGCUGGUGCCGGACAGGGUGCGGAGGCUCAACGUGUCGGCCAACAACCUCACGGAGCUGGAGGCGGCGGCGCUGCCCAAGCAGCUGGCUGAGCUGGACGUGAGCGGCAACAAGCUGGAGGGGCUCUCGGAGGCGGCGGUGGUCAAACUGCAAAGUUUACGGGCUGUGGAUUGGGGCGGGAAUUCGUGGAGCUGUCGCUUGUGCCACUUGGGAGCGGCUGUGCUGCGCUCGAAUCGCUCGGAAACGUUCACGAACAUCACGUGUGCCUCGCCGAAGAAACUUAAAGGGAGAGUGUUGUCGAGUUUGCGAUUGGAGGACUUGGGGGUUUGUAAAAAUCCGGGAGACGAAGGGUCGUUGGAUCACAAAGUGAUUCUGGUGGUGGGAAUAGCGAGUUUGCUCGUGUUCGUCAUAGUUUGCAUAAUCUUCGUAGUUUCGUACUUGCGACGACGCGCAACGAAUUCCAUGCAGGAGCAGAAGAGGAUGGCGGAGAUGCAGCAGGAGAAUAGUUUGGACCAUCCGAUAGCGAUUUUCGCCAAGGGCGAGAUCAGUUUUAAGUUUCCGCUGGACUUGACGGAGAGGAAAGUGGAGGUCUCGACGAUUGACGAGAUCAAGAAAGAUACACAGACUCUGCCGAACGGGACGGGGAUUUGA
Zophobas morio is the source of this 1761-nucleotide messenger RNA. Its product is annotated as insulin-like growth factor-binding protein complex acid labile subunit. NCBI's taxonomy places the organism in Eukaryota, Metazoa, Arthropoda, Insecta, Coleoptera, Tenebrionidae. Bases 1 to 1761 code for a protein of 586 amino acids. The record is from RefSeq and is a predicted model, not a curated record. The transcript has 2 exons. Gene Ontology annotation, molecular function: protein binding.